Messenger RNA from Alternaria rosae, 339 nucleotides. RefSeq lists its product as uncharacterized. NCBI's taxonomy places the organism in Eukaryota, Fungi, Ascomycota, Dothideomycetes, Pleosporales, Pleosporaceae. Bases 1 to 339 code for a protein of 112 amino acids. The transcript has 2 exons. The record is from RefSeq and is a predicted model, not a curated record.
AUGAAGAUCACUACCAUCAUCAUCGCAGCAUUCAGCACCGCAGCUCUUGCCUCAGAAAGCCAAUUCCAGUUCUCGCACACCUGCGCCACUUGCCGUCACAUGACCAUUGCCCUUCGAUCACAUUCAACAAGCCAUGCUCGGACUGGUGCCAAAAGUGGCUGUGCGGAGAAGGCGAAAUGGGCCAAUGGUGUUAUAACUGGUGUGGCACGAAGGAUUGGAUGGACUGUGAAGGAGGUUAUGCUAGAUAUAGUAAGAACCACUGAGACACGUUGCGACCAUCUCGACGGGGUAGGCGGAAACCGGAAUGGGGCGCAGUACUUUCAAAAUGCUUUGCGCUGA